UAUUUUGUUUAUAGGUUGAUACUGCUCUAAAGUUGAAACUUUUUUUGUUUGUUUAUUUAAAAAUUAAAAAAAAAAGAGGAAUCUUUUCUUGCGAUGACUGAAUUGUAAUUCCACCAAUCACAGAUGAGCUGUUGGUGUUUUCCUCGACGGUGAUUGGUUGUUUCCUCUGUCAAUCUUGUGUGCUCCCAUAGGGCGUCUCUGUUCUCUGCAGCUGUCAGAAAGAGCCCUAAAUGCGGCGGGGAAUAACAAAACGGUCAUGUGAGGCUGUUGGAGCUGCUUUGUGGUGUUCACCUCCGUAACCAUGCGGGUCUGAGCCGCAGAGACAGCUGACUCUCCUCACCUGGACCCGUCGCCAUGGAGACCGUCAGCAGCUAUGUAUUGAUCCAUGGGAAGAACAUCUCCCAUGACAGCCCGGCAGGUUCUGCUGCCGUGCCCCACAUGUCCAUCGAUAAGCUCUUCCCGGCUCUGCUGGAGUGCUUCGGCAUCAUUCUGUGCGGCUACAUAGCUGGCAGGGCUGACAUCAUCACAGAGGGCCAGGCGAAAGGUUUGGGGAACUUUGUGUCCAAGUUUGCGCUGCCCGCGCUGCUCUUCAAAAACAUGGUGCUGUUGGACUUCGGGGACGUCAUCUGGGCGUUCCUCUGGAGUGUCCUGGUUGCAAAGGUGGCGGUGUUCCUGCUGGUGUGUGGGCUCACGCUGAUGGUGGCCAGUCCAGACAGCAGGUACAGCAAGGCGGGUCUGUACGCAAUCUUUGCCACUCAGAGCAAUGACUUUGCUUUAGGAUAUCCUAUAGUCGAUGCUUUGUAUCGAAGCACGUAUCCGGAGUACCUGCAGUACAUCUACCUGGUGGCCCCGGUUUCCCUCAUGCUGCUCAACCCCAUCGGCUUUGCUCUUUGUGAGGUGCAGAGGUGGAAGCAGGCGCUCCAUCCACAGCGCAGCAGUCUGCUCAUCCUGGGAGUUGUAGUGUUACAGGUAAUGAAGAACCCGAUAGUGUUCAUGGUGAUCGUGGGAAUCAUCUCUCACUUUGCUCUGGGUCAGCGGAUUCCCGCCGUCUUGUCAGAGUUCAUCGACGGGCUGGCCAACUCAUUUGGGGGGGCGGCGUUGUUUUACCUCGGCCUGACGAUGGUUGGACAGCUUAGAAAGCUAACCAGAGAUACCGGAGUGGCCUUGAUUCUCCUCAUCACAGCCAAACUCCUGGUGAUGCCACUGGUCUGCAAAGACUUGGUGGAUAUUCUGGACGUUGGAGUGAACAAGACGAGCGCCAACCACACCAGCUUGUCCAACUUUGCCUUUCUGUACGGAGCCUUCCCAACUGCACCGAGCGUGGCCAUUUACGCCGGACACUACAACAUGGAGUUAGAGGUGGUAACGUCAGGGAUGGUGAUCAGCACGUUUUUGUCCGCCCCCAUCAUGUACGUGUCUGCCUGGUUGUUGACCAUCCCGCUGAUGGACCCCACCCCGCUGAUGGCCGAGCUGGAGAACGUCAGCUUCAACAGCAGCGUCAUCAGCCUCGUCGCACUGGUUUGGACCAUCGGCGUGAUGCUGCUCAGCAGGAAGUUCAGCAGACUCCCUCACAUCUUUGUCUUGAACCUGUUCCUGGCCCAGUUCUUGGUCUGCAUCGGUAUGAUCCUGUGGAACUUCUUGGUGAAACAAGAAGACGUCCUUCUGGGCAAAAUUCUCACCUUCACCUUGUUGUACGGCUCUCUGUACAGCACAUACAUCUGGACAGGUUUGAUUCCUCUCUGCAUGGCUCUGACAAACAGAGAUGAUCUGCUGAGACUCCGACCUGGAGUCUUCAUGGUUUUGGGAUGGGGAAUCCCCUUUCUGAUGGUUGGAAUUCUUCUGAUAUUAGGAGAGAGGACGAAUACCAUUGACUCCGCCUUCUUCUAUGGCAGAGCUCAGAUCAUCACCUCUGCUGUGGUUCUUGCUGUGAGUCUAGUGCUCGGCGCCGUGUCCCUGAUGGGCCUCAGCCAGGGAGGCCGCGAGCAAAGCGGCUAUGAGGCUCUGAGCAGAGCUGCUGCGACCGGCACCAGCGAGGAACCGAGGCCCCCUGGUGGAGCGGAGGACUCACGGCAUCAGACACAGACACUAAUCUCACCUGCCUGCAGCAUCAACUCAGGUCUCCACAGCAUUUCUCCCCUCCAGACGGUGCCUGACAUGAUAGCCAGCACUCAGAGAGAGCACACAAACAGCACAGGCCACAGGGGGGCGCUCCACGAUGAUCAGGGUCCUUCAGCAUCAGAGCAGCCUUUGAAUCUGCCUCCUCCAGGACUCCAGAGCCCAGAUGAGAGACAGACCGUGAGGCACGUUCUGCUCUGUCUGCUGCUCAACGUCUGCCUGCUGGCGAACCUGUCCAGCUGUCUGUGGUGGUUGUUCAACGAGGAUCCAGGAAGACUUUACCUGGAGCUGCAGUUCUUCUGCGCUGUGGCUAACUAUGGACAGGGUUUCCUGUCUUUUGGUAUUUUCGGCCUGGACAGAAACCUCGUCCUCUUGCCGUUUAAGAAGAGGCUGCUCAGCAUGUGGCACGGGAGGGAGGAUGAGGACCUGAGUCCAGCAGGUGUACCUGAGGAGGUCAGACUCACCUGUACUCAGUUUGUCCGCUAUCACAAAGACCAGUGUGUGCAGGACAUCGUGCUCACGCGCAGGUCUGAAGGGGGGCUGCAGCAGGAGGACCCAGCGGGACACUCCCCAUCCCAGCAUACUCCCUCGCACACAGACGUCCCGGAGCAGCCACAGGGUCCAGUCCAGAACCUCAGUCCGGUUAAGUCCUGCAGCGCGGACGCUCCGCGGCUCUCCCAGCUGCAGCCUCAACAACUCGGCAACUGUCUGCACCAACAUGAGUCUAGGUCAAGCCCGCCCCCGCCCCACCCCCAACAGGUUUUUCAGGGCAGUGAUUUGGUGGACUGGCUGGUGGAGCGCGGCCUGUGCAGCGGGCGCACCGAGGCGGAACUCUACGGCGUCCGCCUGCAGCAGGGAGGAGUGCUGCGGCGCCUAACGGGCCAGCAGAGCUUCAGGGACGAACUCGGCCUGCUGUACCACUUCACACAGGAGGGGGGUGGAGCUAAUGAAACUCCCCCAUGUCUGCUGUGACCUUUUGACCUUUAAAGACAGUACAAAACACAACAAAUGAAGGUAUUUAUCCAAAACAAAAGUUUCUUCCAAAACUUGAGUCUGGUUAUUGCUGCAAAAUAUAACCAGCUUUUUUUCCCCUCAAAUUCUUCCAAUUUACGAUUAAAUCUUUAAACCUUUAAAAAUUUCCACUUUUCUCUUUUUUUGUCAUUAAAGUGCUGCAGCAGAAAGCACUAAACCUUGUCAUUCCUAACGGAUUCAUCAGUUCUCCUUUAGGGGACAAAACCUCGCGUCACCACUUUUCCAUUUGCAAGCUGUUCCCCCCCGUCUGCGCCUGCUGCUUGCAUGAUUCAGCUGCGCAGACGCCUCUGCACUGAAACUGUUUACACUGUCCGACUGCAUUCUGCACAUUGUCUAAUUAUGCAAACCACCGGAUUGUUUUGGCGCGGCGCUGCAGACACCUGUCGGGUCACUUUGAUGCUGCUGUUGAUUUCCUGACGUUUGAAGACAUAAAGCAUGCCGUUACUGUGAAACUUUAUUUGUUACAGCCACAUGGCAGCCAAAGCAGCUCCAGAAGAGUUUAUUAAAACUGUUUACAAAUGUGAGGCUGCUGCUUUACAACGUUUCUAGACAUUUGAUAAUGAUGAUCAUAAUCACAUGCAACAUAUUUAGAAACAGUGGACAAUGAUGGACUGAUGUUGCUGUGAACAUGAAAAUGAAGCCAUUUCAUUAAGUCGUUGAAGCCCUAAAGACAUUCAGAAAAAUGUGAAAGUGUGUGUGCAUGCAGUCUGUGUGUGUAUGAAAAGGACGAUUUGUACGUGAAGUCAACGUUUUAUUUUAUCCAAACUCGAUCAGAGUCGAGGACUGUUGAAGACACAAAUAAAACACUACCUGCAUCCAAA
Molecule: messenger RNA, 3968 nt
Organism: Oryzias melastigma (Indian medaka)
Lineage: Eukaryota; Metazoa; Chordata; Actinopteri; Beloniformes; Adrianichthyidae
Product: integral membrane protein GPR155
Exons: 20
Coding region: 355-3087 (910 amino acids)
Biological process (GO): intracellular signal transduction; G protein-coupled receptor signaling pathway; transmembrane transport
Cellular component (GO): membrane
Molecular function (GO): G protein-coupled receptor activity
Source: RefSeq, a predicted model, not a curated record